GUUGCAGCUGCAAACGAAGCUGCAGCUGUGCCGGCGGGAGAGGCCUCCAUGGCAGCCGACCAGCCGCUCUCCGAGGACCUGGCUUGCCCGGUUUGCCACGAGGGCUUCACGGAGCCGGUGCGCAUAGCCUGCGGGCACACCUUCUGCCGGGCGUGCCUGCUGCAGUGCUGGGGGGCGGCGGACGGCGAGCGCGCCGCUUGCCCGCGGUGCGGCAGGCCGUUUCGGGAAGGCGACGUCAGGCCGGACGAGGACUUGGCCGAGCUCGUAGCAAAGGCCAAGGGACGUGAGGAAGGGGCCGAAGCGGGCGACGAGCCGGGCCUGUGUGGGCGGCACCAGCAGCCCCUGAGACUCUUCUGCCGGGAGGAGCAAAGCCUCAUUUGCCGGGUGUGUGACAACUCCAAGGAGCACAAGGGCCACAAGGAUGUUGUUCCAGCAGAAGAGAUUGCCCAAGGAGGCCAGGUCGCACAGAUCGCCUAUUCGAAUAACGAAGUCACAGAGGUGGCCUCAGCUGUGCCUGCGCCCCCACAAUUUGCAGAUGUGGAAGAGGAAGUCAAGUGCCCCAUUUGCCACGAAUAUCUGACAAAUGCAGUGUCCGUGGACUGUGGCCACAACUACUGCCAGACCUGUAUCCUCAGGCACUGUAGCAUGAAGGAAGACUUUGGGGAGGAGGUGACGUGUCCUCUCUGUCAAGCCCCGAUCCAGAGAGAGAAUAUUCGGCCAAACUGGCCACUGAGAAACCUGGUAGAGAUGAUCAAACACUUCCCACUCAGAUUACCCGAGGAGAAUCUGUGUACGAAACAUGAAAAGAAACUCAGCCUGUUUUGCACUGAGGACGGAGAAUUAGUGUGCAUACACUGUAAAAGGUCCUCAGAGCACCGAGCACACAAUGUACUUCUCCUGGAAGAAGCUGUUGAGCAAUACAAGGAACAAAGCCAGUCUCAUCUGGAGUUUCUGAAGAAAGAGAAAAAGAAGCUUGAGGAACAGAAACGAGCAAAAGAGUGGAGAAUUGAAAACUGUCUGGUACAGUUGGAACAGGAGAAGAAGCGGAUCAGGUCUGACUUUGAGAGAAUGCAGAAGUUCCUUGAAGAGAAGCAGCAACUCUGGGUAGAUCAACUGGAGGAGCUAGAGGAAGAGUUGAAGAAAAUGCAGGACAAGCACCUCGCUAAAGUCUCGAAGGAGUUUUCACGACUCACUGCACUGGUUGCAGAGAUGGAGGAAAUGUGCCUUCAGCCAGAAAGUAAAUUCCUGCAGGAUACCAGAAAUGCCUUGGGCAGGUGUGAGAAAAAAGUAGGAUGUGUGGUGAACCUUUCUCCCGGGCUGGAAGAGAUGCUCAGAAUUCACUUGCAGAAAAGCUCUGAUUUAAGGAUGCAUAUGAGGAACUGUAAAGAGGCUGUGGAGCGAGUGCUCAGCACAGAGGCUACGGAGCGAGCUUUGGUCCGGCCCUUCAAUGCAGAUGUUCUGCAGCAAGCUCAAUACAAAGUGAGCAUGAUUAUGAAUCCAAAUGCCCAGUCUCCUGAAUACUUCAUGUUAAAAGAUCUGAAGAUCUCAAAAUCGGAUGGGGCACCUCACAACCUGCAGUCCUUUAACAGUAUGCUCUAUGAGCUGAAGUGUGAGCGACUCCCUUCGGGAAGACCUUGGUGGGUGGUGGACAUGCUGGAGAAGGGGAUGUGGAAAGAUCUGUGGGGACUACCUGACUGGGCCAUCGGGGUUGCCAAGCACACAGUCAUGAUGAAGGAUUGCUUCAGCCUUAGUCCUGACGAGGGGAUCUGGGCCGUGGGGCAGACACACAGCGACUGCUCCUCACCCUGUCAGGUUUUGGCUUUCACCUCCCCUGAGCCAACCCUGUUGACCUUGAAGAAACAGCCCAGGAAGAUCUGGGUGGCCCUGGAUUUUGAAGAGGGCUGUGUGGACUUUUUUGAUGCUGAUACAGAUGAAUUCAUCUUCACGUUUUACUCACUUUCUGCGGAGGGAGUCCAGCCCUUUUUCUGCAGAGGGGGAACAUGGUAGGACUGUUUAAAGAAGAACUGCUUUGAACCAAAAAAUGUGACAGUUAGCCAUUUCGUGUGUACAUACGUAUAUCUGACGAUCCUGCACACAACGGCUUUCAGAUUGUUCUGGAGCCCUAGCUGGGCAUGUGAGCCACAGAGAGGCCAUUUUGUGUGGUCUUUCAAAGGGGGAGGGGGCAGGUCCAAGGCUGCAGAAGUCUGGAAACCCCACGCAUGCAGAGUGCACAGGCCCGCCCUCUCCAUCAUCUGCUCAGAGCACCCCCCCCUCGCCCAAGGAACCUUUUGGCCUCACCCCCAAUUGGCUAAUGGGGCCAGGCAUCAUUAUUCACACAUUUGUUUUGCUUGCUGUGCACUGGUCUAGAGUCGAGCAUACAGAAAGCUGGUGGAGGUGGCUCCAUACACAACAUGCAGGUCAGCAACCACUCCUAGGCGAGCACCUUCACAGUAAACGGGAGUCCCUACCUUUGCCCUUUCUGCUGUGUGGCCAAGAGAUACACUUCAAGGCUCGCCAGGUUCCCAUGUGCCUGGGCAGGGGACUUGGCAGGAGGUGGAGCCAGGAGUGCUUGGCCAAGACGGAGCUGGUUGGACUUGGUAGUUUGCACUGGCUCCUGGGCGAUCGUCUGCCUUGCCCCGUUCCUGUACUGCUGGUUGGGUUCACCGUAGGUCUUGCCGCCGUGGCUAAUAAAGUUGCUGCCCUGUUUGGCCCAGGGACUUGCAUCUUGCUCUUUCUUCCAGGUGCCCAUGCAGUAAGCAACAGGCGGUUAACAAAUAGGAAAGCACUGUCUAAUUUUCCAUGUAUGCCAGUAAAAAUGAAGUCAGAUUCUAGUAAAUGUUGCUCUUUUGAGCUAGGUAUGUGAAAUGUUUGUCCCUUCAGAAAUUAUUGGCCUGAUGACGCAGGAUAAAUAACUGAAUGGACAACUAAGCAAAUAAAUUCCAUGUAAUUCUUCUUUGUACCAUUAAGCUGUA
Messenger RNA from Varanus komodoensis (Komodo dragon), 2972 nucleotides. Its product is annotated as tripartite motif-containing protein 10-like. Gene Ontology annotation, molecular function: protein binding; zinc ion binding. The record is from RefSeq and is a predicted model, not a curated record. The transcript is spliced from 9 exons. NCBI's taxonomy places the organism in Eukaryota, Metazoa, Chordata, Lepidosauria, Squamata, Varanidae. The coding region runs from base 49 to 2007 and encodes 652 amino acids.